Setaria italica (foxtail millet) is the source of this 4180-nucleotide messenger RNA. RefSeq names its product probable LRR receptor-like serine/threonine-protein kinase At3g47570. Gene Ontology annotation, biological process: hormone-mediated signaling pathway; protein phosphorylation. NCBI's taxonomy places the organism in Eukaryota, Viridiplantae, Streptophyta, Magnoliopsida, Poales, Poaceae. The record is from RefSeq and is a predicted model, not a curated record. The coding region runs from base 513 to 3866 and encodes 1117 amino acids. Gene Ontology annotation, molecular function: ATP binding; protein binding; protein kinase activity. Gene Ontology annotation, cellular component: plasma membrane. The transcript has 2 exons.
CCACUCCCUCUCCCCAAGCUCCUCCCUCUCCCUCGGCCGAGGCGGGUGGCGCAGCCGGGGCCAGGGCGGCGUGGGUGGCCAGGGUCGGGGCCAGGGAGGAUGAUAGGUGGUUAUGAGGAUGAUACCUGCAGAUAAUACUUUUAAUCUCAAUUCUUACAGAAGAAUUGCACUAUGAACUACGCUUUCAUUUAUACCACACCGCUCAGCUAUAAAAAAUGGUGCAAAUCGACCAAAAUAAAUGAAUAAAUCACAUGGUUUAGACUGGUGGCAUAUGUAUGUUUGAUGAGUUUUGAAUCCCAACAGACCUCUGUUUGCUUAUCCAACCGGAGGAAAAACCUUUACUUACUAAAUCAGCUUUGCAUGCCAGGCUGCAAUUGUUAGAGCAGAAUUAGGUAAUUUGUGAACAUAAUUGAAUCAAAGUUUUGUCUCUGACAAGUAAUAGAAAAUGGUAAUGCUCCAUAGCAAGAACACGUUCCUACACUAGUUUAAAAAAUUCCCUGAAAUUGGGAACAAUGGUCAAGUCCAAACCAUACUUGCAACUUGGAGGACCGCUGGCCGAUGUAAGUCAAAGUCAAAAACAGAAGGAGACAGCGACGUCUCACCAGAUCACGAAUCAGAUGCGAUGCAUGUGCAUGUUCAGCAAGACAUUGAAAAGCAAGCUCUUCAAUACGCUCCAGCCCAGCUCCACCAUGGCUUUGGCAAUGCGCGUCAUGAGCUUGCUUCCUGCCACCAUCGCCGUGAUGAUCGCAGUGGCCUCUUGGGGAGCGCACGGCGGUGCCAGCGACGAGGCCAGCGCGCUGCUUGCUUUCAAGGCUCAGCUCGCCGGCAGCGGUUCCGGCAUGCUUGCAUCCUGGAAUGGCACCGCUGGCGUCUGCGGCUGGGAGGGCGUGGCGUGCACCGGCGGCCAGGUAGUGGCACUGAGCCUGCCCUCCUAUGGGCUCGCCGGAGCCCUCUCCCCGGCCAUUGGGAACCUCACUUUCCUGCGGACCCUGAACCUGAGUUCCAACUGGUUCCAGGGGGAGGUCCCAGCAAGCAUCGGCCGCCUAGCGAGUCUGCAGACGCUUGAUCUGAGCUACAAUACGUUCUCUGGUACGCUUCCUUCCAACCUCAGUGCCUGUGUCAGCUUACUGCUGUUGAGGCUCAGUAGUAACCGGUUCCAUGGGCGUAUCCCUGUUGAGCUUGGAGACAAGCUAACAAGUCUUCAGAUGUUGUCACUGCGCAACAACAGCUUGACGGGUGCCAUACCAGGAUCACUAGGUAACCUGUCAUCCCUGAUCUACCUUCAUCUGACAGAAAACCACCUCGAGGGUCCGAUCCCACAUGAACUUGGCAGCAUGGGCGGCCUGCAGGUCCUUUUCCUCUAUGAGAACAGACUCUCCGGUGUGCUUCCACACUCCCUGUACAAUCUGUCCUCACUGAAAAGCUUGUGGGUAGGAUACAACAUGCUGUCUGGAACCAUCCCUGCUGAUAUCGGCGAUAGGUUCCCCGGUAUGGAAGCUCUUGACUUUUCUAGCAACCGAUUCAGUGGAGCUAUCCCACCUUCGCUCGCCAACCUCUCUGCUCUCACAAAACUAGUCCUUCAAGGAAAUGAUUUUAUUGGAUAUGUGCCUUCUGCUUUGGGGAAGUUAAGUCUUACUGCCCUUUACUUGGGUGACAACAGGCUAGAAGCAAACGACAGUCAAGGGUGGGAAUUCAUAGCUUCACUGGCAAACAGCUCCCAGCUUCAGCUUCUUGUUCUCGGCAACAACUCUUUCAGCGGGCAACUGCCUAAUUCAGUCACAAACCUGUCAUCAACUCUGCAAGGUCUUUAUUUGGGACCCAAUAUGAUUUCUGGGAAUAUUCCAAUAAACAUCGGAAAUUUGGUUGGUCUUACAGUACUUGAGAUGGCAAAUACUUUUGUAUCUGGACAGAUUCCAGAGAGCAUUGGUCAGCUAAGAAACUUGGUUCAGCUAGCCCUUUACAACACUAGCUUGUCAGGCCUCAUACCUUCAUCACUAGGAAAUCUUACACAGUUGAAUAGCCUUUUAGCAUACUAUGGAAACUUAGAGGGGCCAAUUCCAUCAAACUUGGGGAACUUAAAGAAUGUGUUUUCCUUUGAUCUCUCAACAAAUCGACUCAAUGGUUCAAUUCCUAUAGAGGUUUUAAAACUUCCUCGACUUUCCUGGUACUUAGACUUAUCAUAUAAUUCAUUAUCCGGGCCACUUCCAACUGAGGUUGGUACCAUGGUGAAUCUUAACGAACUGAUUCUGUCUGGAAACAAGUUGUCAGGCACCAUACCAGCUAGUGUUGGGAACUGUAUAUCGUUGGUACGGCUGCUGCUCGAUAACAACUUAUUAGAAGGAAGCAUACCGCAAUCUCUGAAGAACUUAAAAGGUCUUGAAUUACUGAACCUAACAAUGAAUAAGCUAUCUGGUAGUAUUCCUGAUGCCCUUGCUAGCAUUGGCAACCUGCAACAACUGUAUCUUGCACACAACAACUUGUCAGGUUCCAUCCCCAAAGUUCUACAGAAUUUGACAUUGUUGGCAAAACUGGAUUUGUCCUUCAAUGAUCUGCAAGGCGAAGUGCCAAAAGGGGGUCCUUUUGCAAAUGCAACUCGCUUGUCACUUGAUGGAAAUGAUGAGCUUUGUGGCGGAAACCCUCAACUUCAUUUAGCUCCGUGCUCCACAGCUGCUGCGAGGAAGAACAGAAGGCGAAUGUCAAGAUCACUUAUGGUCACCGUUGCGUCAAUCUGCGCAUUUCUAUUCUUAGGUUUAAUAGUUUGUCUUAUCCAUUUGAUCCACAAGAGGCUCAGACAAGGAAAGGAAAAUCAACUCAUUCCCACAGCAAUUGAUGAACAGCACCAAAGGGUUUCAUAUCAAGCAUUAGCAAAUGGGACUGACCAUUUUUCGGAGGUUAAUCUGCUCGGACAAGGAAGCUAUGGUGCAGUUUAUAAGUGCACUUUACAUGACAAGGGAAUUACCGCAGCUGUAAAGGUAUUCAACGUACGGCAAUCUAGGUCUACUAGAAGUUUUGUGGCUGAAUGUGAGGCACUGCGAAGGGUGCGCCACCGAUGUCUCAUAAAGAUCAUCACCUGUUGCUUAAGCAUUGAUCACCAAGGCCAAGAAUUCAAGGCACUGGUUUUUGAGUUCAUGCCCAAUGGUAACCUAAAUGAUUGGCUGCAUCCAGCAUCCAAGAUACAGAGUCUGAGCAAUACGCUCAGCUUAGCUCAGAGACUGAACAUUGCGGUAGAUAUCAUGGAUGCUCUGGAUUAUCUUCACAAUCAGUGUCAACCGCCUAUUAUCCAUUGUGAUCUCAAACCAAGUAACAUCCUCCUUGCCGAAGAUAUGAGUGCUCGGGUUGGAGAUUUCGGCAUAUCAAAAAUCCUUCCUGAAGACACUAGCAAAACUCUGCUGAAUUCAGUUAGCUUCACUGGACUAAGAGGUUCCAUCGGAUAUGUCGCUCCAGAGUACGGCGAGGGUCGCGCUGUCUCAACUCUUGGAGAUGUUUACAGCCUCGGCAUACUGUUGCUUGAGAUGUUCACCGGGAUGAGCCCUACUGACGACAUGUUCAAAGGCUCCUUGGACCUUCAUAAGUUCGCCGAGGCCGCUCUCCCCGACAGAGCCUUGGAGGUAGCCGACCCGGCAAUCUGGUUUCAUGAAGAAGCAAAGGGGGAAAACCCUGCCACGGUGAGAAGCAGAAGCGAGAGGUGCUUGGCUUCAGUGAUCGGGCUUGGCGUGUCCUGCUCAAAGCAGCUGCCAAGGGAGCGGACGGCGAUGCGGGAUGCUGCCGCUGAGAUGCGUGCGAUCAGAGAUGCCUUCCUGGUUCAAUGUGCAACAGAGACUUGGCCUGCAGUCGGCACCACCGGCCUUGGAAGCGCAGACAGUUGAAUGGUGGACGGAGCUACGGUCUCUUGACGCACCAAGGAGCACUGGACUAGCAACUCUGCAACUAAACAGAGUGGAGAAAGAGCCCCUUAAUGAACAGAAAAACAGCCGGUGCAAGGCUUUAUACAAAGAAUGUGACAGCCACUGCGUGUAUCCGAGAGCCUUAUCUAAUCUACCAAGGAUUGUCCAUGUACUCCCUCCGUCCCAAAAUAAACACACAUGUCACUUGUCGAGGAGUCAAACUUUCUAAGUUUGACUAAAAUAAUGUACUACUAUUUAUAAUGUAUAAUAAGUAUCAUUAGAUUGAGUAUUGAGUA